Messenger RNA from Funneliformis caledonium, 2520 nucleotides. Lineage: Eukaryota; Fungi; Glomeromycota; Glomeromycetes; Glomerales; Glomeraceae. The record is from the annotation of a GenBank genome assembly.
AUGGAUCAAAGUACACCUAUGAUAGUUGAUUCCAUGAGCACGCCGCGUGUUUAUAGUAAUGCAUCAAGAUUUCAGGGAACGGCAGAAUUUACACCUUCGAUUUAUGCUACCCCGCAAGUUCAUUCUUCGGAUAUGCUUGUUAAUGGCUUUCCCAGUAUUAUGAAUUCAUCCAUUACCAACUUGGGGACAAGAUUACUGAACACUGAUGGAAUGUACUUUGGUAAUGAUAUAAUUCAAAGGUAUGCUGAAGUGUAUGAACAUACACGACCUCAGGAAGAUAUAGGAAAUGCACCUGAAACAUAUGAGCAAAUGUGCGAAGAAUAUUCUAAAUCGUUCCGCGAGGAAGGCGGUGGAAUAUUCAAUUUUAAACCUCGAGAAUGUCGACUCUGGGAAGCUGAGCGUAAUACGUGGAAACUAUUAAAGCUAUUAUCACAAUAUCGGUUCACGCCUAUAAAAAGUCUUGAUGGAACAAGAAAUCCAUUUCAAACAGAUGGACAGCUUUUAUGUGAGCUUCUCGCGAUCGAUAAAGAUUUUGCCGAGGCUUGGAUUGUACGUAAAUGGUUAUGGAAGAUCGCGCCAGAUUUUAUUACUGUAGAAACAAAUCCUGAAUAUCGUUCUUUCACAAAAAAUUCAAUUCUAUUGGACCUAAAAAAACGAGAUUCAGAAGAAUAUAAGUACCUUGAUCCGGAUGGUACUCACAGAACUCAAAAACCUUUACAUCCUUACGAUCAGGAACACGAAAAAGAGCUUGUGAGAUCGAUAUUUGAAUAUUUACGUAGGGGUCAAUUUGACGAUGCAAUUGAUAUUAGCGACAAAAACGGCCAUUACUGGCGAUCUGCUAUUUUGAGCGGAAUUAUAUUAUACGAUGAAAAAGUUGACGGCUUACAUAUUAGUAAAAUUGGUUGUAAAUUUCAAGCUGUGAAUACGGAUCGUGUUACCUCAAAUGAAAAUGGAAAUGUGACGACAAUUGGAAACGUUAAUCGCCAAAUAUGGCGCGGAACGUGUUACCAUUGUGCUAAUCAAGAGAAACUCGAUGUAUACGAUAGAGCAAUAUAUGGUGUUCUUAGUGGGAACUAUGAAAGUAUUAUUCCUAUUUGUCGAACUUGGGAAGAUUAUGUUUGGGCCUAUUAUAAUAGCCUAAUUGAGUGUCAACAAGAAGAGCAUGCUCGGCAUAUGGGAGUUAAUGAUGAUGAUGAUUUACCAAUAAAUAUCAAGGUUUUAACACCAAAAGAAAUAUUUGAGUUAGUGGAAUCAAAAAGAGUUGAUAGUAGGGAUUUUGAUCUUGAGAAGUUCCACAUUAUUCAAAAGUUGAUUAUUUUGAACGAUUCAAAAGAAAUGGUUAAACAAUUAAAAGUAGAAAUAAUUGAUAAACGAUUAAGACGUGAAGAUGAAAUUGCUUAUGUUCAUUUCCUUCGCCUUGCGACACAUUUAAUUUUGUAUUUACGGGAUUUGAUGCUUUCAACCCCUGAUAAGGAAUCGGAUGAUAUUAUCAAAUUAUAUACUGAACUAUUGAUAGAGUGUCAUCAGAAUAAACUUAUUGCGUUGUAUGCAUCAAAAUUACCGAGAGAGAUAUCUAUUGAAAUUUAUGCCUCGUUUUUAAAAGGUGUAACGUCAAGUUGCACAGAGAGACGUAAACUUUUCACUUUGGCGGAACAGUAUGGUCUCAAUGUUGUCGCUAUUACUCGAAAAACUUUUGAAUUAAUAUUUAAAGAGAUCGAAAGUCCAGAUAGAUAUGGUCCUGUAUCUGAUAUCAGGAUAAUAACUUUGCAAGAACCUGUCAACGCAGUUGAGGAAAUACAAAUUCGUGCACUGGAAUGGUUAACGUUUAGCAAAGAGCAACAUCGUGAAGCUCUAAAGUCAGCGAAUGCUUUAUGCAGAAUAUUUCUCGCUUCUGGAAGAAUGAAUGUAGCGGGUAAGAUUAUAAUGGAAAUGAAAUAUACAAAAUCGCCUUUAUCAGCUAUACGCUAUGUGAAACCCGAUGACGAUGAAGAUGAGAUUGAUACUGUAUUCAUCGAACAUCAGAAUUAUUGCACCAUGAUCGAAUAUUAUAACAAAUAUGAGGCUUGGUGGAAAACAUGGAAAUCGAAACCUGAAAAACCUAGCUCGAAAGAGUUGAAUGAAUGGACCAAAAAUAUUAAAGAUAUUACGAAUUCUUUGGAUAUUCGUUUUCAUAAAUUUUUAGAUUCGUAUGUUAUUGAUUUCUUAAGAGAUACAAAGACCAUGGUGACUGAAGAAGAUGAAAUUCGGAUACGUGAAUUGGAACGAGUAAUGGAUAUCUAUAUCCCAAAUGCAGUUCUCCGACAUCAUAAAGUAUUGUAUGAAACUCGUGACAUCCUUCCGGCAAAUUUGGAAGAAAGCUUUAACUUAGCCAACUUGGUGGUUGAAGAAAAUGCUGAUCUCACUAUACAUUUUCGACGUUCGAAAAAACUACCAUUGCUAAUAAUGUCAUUGCGUGAUUCUUAUCUCGAAAUACUAAAGAAAAACCCCAAAGAUAUUUCAAACGUUUUACACGUUGAUUAA